Molecule: messenger RNA, 2750 nt
Organism: Hemibagrus wyckioides
Lineage: Eukaryota; Metazoa; Chordata; Actinopteri; Siluriformes; Bagridae
Gene: armc8
Product: armadillo repeat containing 8
Exons: 22
Coding region: 72-2093 (673 amino acids)
Biological process (GO): proteasome-mediated ubiquitin-dependent protein catabolic process
Cellular component (GO): GID complex
Molecular function (GO): protein binding
Source: RefSeq, a predicted model, not a curated record
AUGACAGGUCGGGGCGGACCGUGUGGAAAGUGCGUCUGCGGAUCGUCCCUCCUACUCAGGGGGAGAGAGAGAUGGCGUGCUUGCUGGAGGCCCCUCUACGCAUUAGCGUCUUAUCUGAAGUUACAGCCACCAGUCGCCAUUAUGUUGACCGGCUCUUCGACCCCGACCCACAGAAAGUGCUGCAGGGAGUCAUUGACAUGAAAAACGCAGUGAUCGGAAACAACAAACAGAAAGCCAACCUGAUCGUGCUGGGAGCCGUGCCCAGGCUCCUGUAUUUACUCCAGCAGAGCUCGUCCAGUGCAGAGUUGAGGACAGAGUGUGCAGUGGUGUUGGGCAGUCUCGCCAUGGGCACCGAGAACAACAUCAAGUCCCUGGUGGACUGUCACAUCAUCCCCACCCUGUUGCAAGGUCUCUUGUGUCCUGACCUGGUCUUUAUCGAGGCCUGCCUGCGCUGCUUAAGAACAGUCUUUAUCAGUCCUGUUACACCGGUGCAGCUCCUCUACACGGACCCCACUGUGAUCCCUCAUCUGAUGUCUCUGCUGAGCCGGUCCCAGCGCACACAGGAGUACAUCACUCAGAUCUUCUCCCACUGCUGCAAGUCUCCAGAGCAUCAGACGGUUUUGUUCAACAACGGUGCAAUCGAGAACAUCGCACCACUGCUCACGUCACCGUCCUAUAAGGUACGAAUGCAGGCAUUAAAAUGUUUCUCCGUCCUCGCAUAUGAGAACCCUCAGGUCUCCAUGACACUGGUGAAUGUGCUGGUGGACGGUGAACUGCUCUCUCAGGUUUUUGUGCGAAUGAUGCAAAGAGAUAAACCCAUUGAAAUGCAGCUGACUGCAGCCAAAUGUUUAACAUACAUGUGUCGAGCAGGAGCCAUCAGGACAGAUGACAACUGUAUCAUACUUAAGACUCUACCGUGCCUGGUGCGCAUGUGCAGUAAAGACCGGCUGUUGGAGGAGCGUGUAGAGGGGGCGGAGACGCUGGCCUACCUGAUGGAGCCGGAUGUGGAACUCCAGAGGAUAGCGAGCGUCACUGAUCACCUGGUGGCCAUGCUCGCCGACUACUUCAAAUACCCCAGCUCAGUCAGCGCCAUCACCGACAUCAAGAGGCUGGAUCAUGACUUGAAGCAUGCUCAUGAACUGAGGCAAGCAGCCUUCAAACUCUACGCCUCACUCGGCUCUAAUGAUGAAGACAUUAGGAAAAAGAUCACAGAGACGGAGAACAUGAUGGACAGGAUAGUGAGUGGCCUGUCUGAGUCCAGCAUAAAGGUCCGCUUAGCUGCUGUCAGAUGUCUCCACAGUUUGUCGCGAUCAGUACAACAGCUGAGGACGAGUUUCCACGAUCAUGCGGUGUGGAAGCCGUUAAUGAAGUUGUUACAGAAUGCCCCAGAUGAAGUGCUAGUCAUGGCCUCUUCAACACUAUGCAACCUGCUGCUGGAGUUUUCACCUAGUAAAGAGCCGAUCUUGGAGUCCGGAGUGAUCGAUUUACUAUGCAGCUUAACACAAAGCGACAGUCCUGCACUGAGGGUCAACGGCAUCUGGGCUCUCAUGAACAUGGCUUUCCAGGCUGAUCAGAAGGUCAAGGUGGAGAUCAUGAGAGCGCUAGGGACAGAACAACUCUUUCGGCUCCUCUCGGACCCGGACACCAACGUGCUCAUGAAGACUCUGGGACUGCUGCGCAACCUGCUCUCCACACGACCACACAUAGACCAGAUCAUGAGCUCCCAUGGAAAGCAGAUCAUGCAGGCAGUCACACUGAUCCUGGAGGGAGAGCACAGCAUAGAGGUGAAAGAACAGACUUUGUGCAUACUGGCCAACAUCGCUGAUGGAAACACGGCCAAGGAGCUCAUCAUGACAAAUGAUGACAUGCUACAGAAAGUCAAGUACUACAUGGGGCAUUCCAAUGUGAAGCUGCAGCUGGCUGCCACCUUCUGCAUUUCCAACCUGGUGUGGAAUGAGGAGGACGGUUCCCAGGAGCGGCAGGAUAAAUUAAGGGAAAUGGGUUUUGUAGAUAUUUUACACAAACUCACCCAGGCAUCAGAUCCUAACCUCUGCGACAGAGCGAAGACAGCGAUGCAGCAGUACUUGGCGUGACCCUGAGCGAAGGCAGGAAUUACUGAGAGGAUUGGCCUCCCCUUGUAUCUCUUCUGUUUUGAGUUUUUGGAGUUUUGUUUUGUUGCACAAGACACCUUUUGAACCUGCAGAGACUCUCCCGAUCAAUGCCAUAACCUAGAGACGCGGUUGCCAGGGGCAAUGGAGCGCUUGCGAACACGUCUUCUACUUUUUGUGCUGAACUCGUAGAAGACAGGUUUUGUGUCUUUUUCCUCUGUUGUUUUUUUUUCUUUUUUCUUUUUUUGAUUUUGGACUUUGGACAGUGGUGAGGUUAAAAAAAAAAAAAAAAGGACUUUAAUCUGCUUGUGCUGCAGUGCCACCCGGUGGUUUGGAUGCUUUGGUGCUUUGGACUUCGGACUUCGUCUCACACUGCUAAGCUAAAAAGACUAAUGGCAGGGUCAAAGGGAGCAUUGCCUCCUUAUUUCAGUUUGCUGACUUGUUAUUGAUAUUAUUAUAAUUAUUAGCAUUAAUUAUUAAUGUUGUUUUAAGAGGGGCUUCAUUAAGAGAGGACAAAGUUAAAAAAGACUGCUUUUUGUGGAUACAUACCUCGUAAAUAUCUCUCUCUCUUUCUCUCUCUAAAUAUAUAAAUAUAUAUAUAUAAAUAUAAAUAUAUAAAUAUAUUUUUUGAUUUAUAAUUUC